CUUUUUGAGAAAAAUCGAAAAAGAGAAUCCCAAACAAAGUGUGAGAGAGGGAAAGAAAUCAAGAUCAGGAUCCAAAGGAAUGAUCCGUCCCUUUCCAUUAUUCCUCUUCACCACGCUUCAAUCGUUGACAAAGAAACCAUGAACAAAUAAUCACUUCUGGUCUUCUCCUCCCUCAAUUUCAUUCAUUACUACUUCAAACACUACUAAGCUAAAAUGGGGAGCUUAUUAUAUCAAGCACUAUCAUCAACAGCACUUAUCUCAUUAGGUCUUUACCAUCUAAUCUUCACAACCCUAAACUAUCUCAAAUCCCCACACACCUACACAUCCAAACCCUACCACCCACUCCCUUCAACAAACCACCCUCGUCUCCGCCCAAUUCAACUCUACUUCAUAAUCUUCUCUCUCUCCAUCGCCAUCUUUCACCACCUCAUCCUCGCCACCGAUUCCGAUCCUCUAAUCAAAGGCUCAACCCCCGUCCACCGUCUCACUUCUCUCCAAUCCGCCUCCCUCCUUUUCCUCUUCUUAAUUCUCUCAAUCUCUCUCCUCCUCCCUCUCCGUCUCCCUCACGACUUCUCUUUCUCUCUCCUCUCUCUUCUCUUCCUCCUCCAUUCUUCUCUCCAAACCUCUCUCUCUUCUCUCCAAACCUCUUCCCUCGAAGCCAAAUGCGAUUCAAUCUCAUCAACUCUCUCCGCACUCUCUUCCUUCCUCUGUUUAAUCCUCGCUUGUUUCCCUCGUCUUUACCCCGCUGAUGCUGCUCUCGCCUCUACCUUUUGUUUACGUGGACUCUGGGCGCUUCAAACCGGUUUAAUUCUUUACGCUGAACCGUUUAUUCCGGAAGGAUGUCAUCGCCUUCUUGAUGUUGUUAAUGGUGUUGAAGGUUCGACUCAAUGUGAUCUUGACGAGUCUAAGUUUCGUGCUCUAGCGAUUCUUGAUCUAGCUUUUGUUGUUCAUGUUAUGUUGGUUAUGAUUAUUGUUUUGGUUACUUAUGCUCUUGUUAAUGCUACUGUUGGUGGUGUUAGAAGAGUUGGAUCUUAUGAAGCUUUGCCUACUUCUUCGGCUACGCCUACCGAUUCUAAUCAUAUUCAGAUGAAAGCUUUGGCUGGAACACAGGCUUGAAUCUUACUCUUUACUCUUAUUAGGAGGUUCUUAAUUUUUUCAGAUUUAUUUGGUUUUGAUUGUUGUCGUAGGGUAUGAUAUGUGAUUUUGAGCAGAGUUACUUACAGUGUGUUUUUAAUUGAUAUUAUUAUCGGAAAAUGUAGGGACUUUGUGAAUAUACAUCGAAUGAUUAUUUCAUGAGAAUUAAUGAGAUCAUAGUGUAGUUUCUGUUUA
Trifolium pratense (red clover) is the source of this 1329-nucleotide messenger RNA. RefSeq lists its product as uncharacterized. The record is from RefSeq and is a predicted model, not a curated record. The transcript has a single exon. Bases 214 to 1116 code for a protein of 300 amino acids. NCBI's taxonomy places the organism in Eukaryota, Viridiplantae, Streptophyta, Magnoliopsida, Fabales, Fabaceae.